Pungitius pungitius (ninespine stickleback) is the source of this 4087-nucleotide messenger RNA. RefSeq names its product vesicular glutamate transporter 1-like. Gene Ontology annotation, molecular function: L-glutamate transmembrane transporter activity; neurotransmitter transmembrane transporter activity. The record is from RefSeq and is a predicted model, not a curated record. Gene Ontology annotation, biological process: neurotransmitter loading into synaptic vesicle; synaptic transmission, glutamatergic; monoatomic anion transport. Lineage: Eukaryota; Metazoa; Chordata; Actinopteri; Perciformes; Gasterosteidae. Bases 891 to 2720 code for a protein of 609 amino acids. Gene Ontology annotation, cellular component: excitatory synapse; synaptic vesicle membrane. The transcript is spliced from 13 exons.
GCUUCACAGUGUGGAACGACAAAGAGAGAAAGCAGCUCUCUGCAAUUCAUAAUUUAUUUAGUUUUAUGGUGGUAUGACGCACGGCACCAUUGCUGAGAAGGAGCGCAGAAUCUGGAACCUGCCGUUUUUUUAAAAUCCCAUUUCUCUGUGAAUGUUUUGUGUGGGAUUUUUCUUUUUAAAUAGAUAAAUUUGCAAGUCAUUUUAACCAAAAACUCGUCAAUCCAAACCCAGGAAACACGGCAGCGUCCCAGGAGCAGCCGGCCCCUCCCGCUCAGGAAUACCUGAGAAGCGCUGCGAUCGGACGCUGUUUACUCCAACUGUCUCCAUUCAAGUUCCAAGAAUAGACGCCACUUGAAAAAAAAAAAAGGGAAAAAAAGGAAAAAGGCCCGUGCUUAUAACGCCCGGCCGGCCGUGAGGGAGGAAGUGACAUGUUCCCUUCCACUCACUACACACACUUGGAGAGAUUAGCGCGCUGGCGGUAAUCUGGUUUCAGGACCACGGACAGAGACUCCGUUUGGCAACGGAUCCGCUCCGAAGUUCCCUGCGGCGCGCUCUGGACCCCCCAAACCCCCCCGCGGGAGACCACCGGGGGCCGGGAAGUUCAUUUGGACCUGAAGAACUCGGGCAAAGGACGGAUAGAACAAUGUUUGCUCGGCUGAAUUUACACAAAGGCGGUUGAAGCAGAUUAAACCUCAGUGGCGCCGACAAACAGAGUCCGGUACACGGGAAGCGGCGGGUUAAGCGGUCCAGUAAAAUCAAGUUUUUUUUUUUGUUUUUUUUUGUGCAUGUGUGAGUGAUAAGGACGGGGCGGAGGGAGUAAAGGGAAAGGCUGUGCGCUCAAUCGGGAGCGUGCAAAUCGCGCACAUAGGUCGGAUCCUGGAGUCGUGAGGAUGGAGAUCCGGCCGGACAGGUUUAAACUCGUGGCAGCCAAGACUCUGGGGAAGAUAUACGGAGCUCUUGAGAAGAAACAAGAAAAUGGCGAGACCAUCGAGCUGUCGGCGGAGGGCCGGCCGGAGCUGGUGGAGGAGAAGGAUCUCCCCGUGGUGGACUGCACGUGCUUCGGCCUGCCCCGGCGAUACAUCAUCGCCAUCCUCUCGGGCUUCGGCUUCUGUAUCUCCUUCGGUAUCCGGUGCAAUUUGGGCGUGGCCAUCGUCAGCAUGGUCAACAGCCACACUGUCUUCAGGGACAACAAGGAGGUCAUAGUGAACGCUCAGUUCGACUGGGAUCCAGAAACAGUGGGAAUGAUCCACGGGUCCUUCUUCUGGGGAUACAUAAUAACCCAAAUCCCAGGAGGGUUCAUCUGUCAAAAGUUUGCAGCAAACAGAGUGUUUGGCUUUGCGAUAGUGGCCACGUCUUUCCUAAACAUGCUCAUCCCCGCUGCAGCACGCACGCACUUUGGAUGUGUUAUCCUUGUCAGAAUAUGUCAAGGGCUUGUGGAGGGCGUUUCAUAUCCAGCCUGUCACGGCAUUUGGGCAAAAUGGGCGCCGCCUCUUGAGAGAAGUCGCCUGGCGACAACCGCCUUCUGUGGUUCUUAUGCUGGGGCUGUGAUCGCCAUGCCAUUAGCUGGGAUCCUGGUCCAGUACUCAGGGUGGUCGUCUGUCUUCUACGUCUACGGAACCUUCGGGAUCCUGUGGUAUUGCUUCUGGUUCCUGGUGUCUUAUGAAAGUCCAGCUGCCCACCCCACCAUCACUCAGGAGGAGAGAACUUACAUCGAGGAGAGCAUCGGGGUGACGGCCCAACACGCAGUCACGAAAUUCAACACGCCGUGGAGGUCCUUCUUCACUUCCAUGCCGGUGUAUGCCAUCAUCGUGGCAAAUUUCUGCAGGAGUUGGACUUUCUACUUGCUCCUCAUCAGCCAGCCUGCGUACUUCGAAGAGGUGUUUGGGUUCGAGAUCAGCAAGGUGGGCAUAGUCUCUGCACUCCCCCACCUCGUCAUGACCAUCAUCGUUCCCAUUGGGGGCCAGAUUGCCGACUAUCUGCGCACCAACCAGAUCAUGACCACCACUAACGUCAGGAAGCUUAUGAACUGUGGAGGGUUUGGGAUGGAGGCGACCCUGCUGCUGGUGGUGGGCUUCUCUCAUACUAAAGUUGUGGCGAUCACAUUCCUUGUGCUGGCCGUGGGUUUCUCCGGCUUUGCCAUUUCAGGUUUCAAUGUCAACCACCUGGACAUUGCACCACGAUAUGCCAGCAUCCUCAUGGGGAUCUCCAACGGCGUGGGCACUCUGUCUGGAAUGGUUUGCCCACUUAUCGUUGGUGCCAUGACAAAGCAUAAGACGCGACAGGAGUGGCAGGGAGUGUUUCUCAUCGCCUCCAUGGUUCAUUACGGAGGUGUUGUAUUCUACGGCCUCUUUGCAUCCGGAGAGAAGCAGUCUUGGGCCGAGCCGGAGGAGCAGAGCGACGAGAAAUGCGGCAUCCUGGAUGAGGACGAGCUGGCGAACGAGACGGAGGAGCUGUAUCGCACGAGUGGCGGCGGAGGCUACGGCGCCAUGAACCAGGGAGCGGAUCCCAACGGAGCCGGAGGCAUGGGUGGAGGAGGAGGAGGAGGAGGAGGAGGCUGGGUCUCCGACUGGGACAAAACCGAGGAGUACGUCCAGCCGGGAACCAAUAAUUACCUUCACGAAGGAGGAGGAGGAGGGAGGGGGUCGAGAGUUGACCUAACACCUCCUGCACAUCAGAGGGGCAGGAACGGCACGUCAGCAGGUUGGAGGGAAGAACCUUGAAUGUGCGGAUUGAAGUAAUCGAAUGAACCAUUGGUUCAGAAAGCCUGACUAUAUCACGAACUGAAUCCAAAGAGACUCCACAGCGGAGGUGGAGACAUUAGUACCUGUAAAAAGUGUGUUUGUGUGUGUGUGCAAUCGUGUGCGUUGUGUGACGGCCGGCCGACGUGAGAGUGCAUUAGGACUCAUCGCCCUCCCUGCAAUCACCCUUGGGGAGGGGGGGGGGGGCGGCCGUGUUUUAGGCCCGCUGUGGCUUUGUUUGGUGUUCAUUCGCUGUAAUAAUAGUAGACAUUUCUAUGUUAUCUGACGGUAUUUCAUUCGGAUGCCUCUCACUUUAAUCACUACAGAUCACUCGGCGCACAUUGGUCACCAGCGCGCUUAAAAAAAGAAAAGCUAAAGUCGCUAAAACUGUCAUAAAAGUUCUUUAUGACUCUCGUCCUUAGUGUGCACACUUUUAAGGAAACGCAUGCUACUUGUGCCAAUACAAGGAAAGGUUUUUCUCUGUAGUAUUGGUUCACCCAUCCGCAAAGACAAAAAAACACCUGCAAAUAUUCCUGCACACAACUUUCUGUGAAGUCGAAAUAGCCCAUGCUGAUAUUUUUAGAUGCAGCACUUUGAUUUCCAUGUGCAAAAAUGUUCAAUGUACCAGGCCUCGAGACCCGUCUGCCUGCUGACAAACUGUGGGGAGUAAAAAAAAGCCUCGUAAAGCACAAGGAGAGAUGUUACUACCCAGAGUAGCUCAAGACACUUUUGUCUUUCCUCCGACGUCAGAACUCUGCUCAACACGAAUUGCUGGCAAUAAAUGAGUCAUUGAUUUUACUUUCUGUUACUGUUGUGUAGGAGUGUAAACAUCAGCAUAUAACCUAAGAGCCCUCCCCCCAUAUCUCCCUAACCCGAGACCGUUGUGUGGGGCCAAUUGUGUAGCUUAUGUUGAGCCGUCGUGUAGAUGUCAAUCAGUCGAUCUCGUUUAAUGGUGGACUUUUGUUUUAUUAUAAAUCGCAGCGAGCUGACGAUACGUUAAAAAGAAGAGAAACCCGGCUGACGAUGGACAACAAUACAAACAAAGAUAUUUCACUGCACAUGAGCAAUUUUAUUUACUUCAGGUUUAGUAGAUGUAGAUGUAGGCAGCACAAAAAUGAAGGUUAAGGACUGAAAAAUUUCCCUGUGUUGGAUCACACAAACCUGAUACUCUUUCAUUGUGCAGUUCACUGAAAAAUUAAAUAGCCUCUUAAAUGUUAGCGUUUUUACUGUUGGUCAUUCUUCAUUUAUUUUAUUGUUAAAUGUUUUGUUCUGGAUUGUUAACUAAAAUUGUAAAACUGUUUGGAUUGUAUAAUUAAACUAGAGGGGAUAAUUCCUGCACAAUAAUUAUA